UUUUAACUUUCCUCAAUUCAACCAUGUCGUGGAGUGAAAGGAUGGCCACGGUGUUCACCCUCAGCACUCUCUUUAGUCUUGUUUUUGUUAUCAUGGACCACAAAUGGAUCAAAUUUGAGACUGAGGCACAGAUUUACUACAGUGGCCUUUGGAAAGUCUGUAUAAAGCUGGUGUGCCCCAAUCUUGCUGCUUCUGCACCCAACCUCAAUGGUGCCAAGACACUCCUGAUAAUGGCUCUUUUCUCUGGAUUCGUUGGGGCUUCAUUUAUGAGCAUCACUUAUCGCUAUUCCACCAGUUCUGCAACAUACCAGUACUUGGUGCCUGCCGUGGGAUCUUUCAUUGCAGCUGCCUUUGUGUUUCUCGGCCUAAGCGUUUACACUAUCCGGAUCUCCACACACGGUGCCAGCAGAACAUCUGCCACCUCCUAUCAGUGGCCUUUCUACCUGGCCUGGAUCACUUGUCCCUUCUUUAUUUUAAGUGGUUUUCUGGGGCUUGUGGCUCAUCAGCAUAUGUUGAUGCACGGAGCUGUUCUGUCCGACAGAGACAGUGGGGAAUCUGUCACUUCAUCCAUCUGGAGCUCAGCUUCCUCCUCCUCUCAGUUUUGGGAUGAGGAAGAGAAGGACAGCAAACUGCAGAUCGCAAGGGCGUGAGGCGGAUGGCUUCAAAGAAAUCCUGUGAGAUUCUGAAAUCACAAAAUGGCCUCUCUGACGUAUAUGUGUGUGUGUGUGUGUCUUAGGGAUUGCAAGGACUCUGAAAGGAAAUCUUAAUUUCCCCUUUUGUUAACAAUGUCAAACCUACGUUGAAUAGUU
Molecule: messenger RNA, 809 nt
Organism: Crotalus tigris (Tiger rattlesnake)
Lineage: Eukaryota; Metazoa; Chordata; Lepidosauria; Squamata; Viperidae
Product: protein NKG7-like
Exons: 4
Coding region: 24-650 (208 amino acids)
Cellular component (GO): plasma membrane
Source: RefSeq, a predicted model, not a curated record